Molecule: messenger RNA, 339 nt
Organism: Arabis nemorensis
Lineage: Eukaryota; Viridiplantae; Streptophyta; Magnoliopsida; Brassicales; Brassicaceae
Source: the annotation of a GenBank genome assembly
AUGGGUCAGGGAGAAGCAAGAGAAACAGUGUUUUUCCAGCUUUUCAUAUUCAAUUUCCACCGGUGUGAUCUCCCCAGACGGAAGUUGGAUGUCUCUGGUCAUGUCAAGUGGUUGAAGACCGUUUAUUUACACACGAGCUCGUACUUGAUCAGCAUCAGUACCUCUAACAUGGCCAAUCUUUCUUGCGAUGGCAUAUAUAGUCUUGUCCGUCCAGUAAUGAAGGGGAAUCCCAUGAAACUUUAUCCAGAAGGAGAUGGUAGAAGGGAACGGGUUAGAGAUGAUGGGUUCCCAUCUUUGCAAGAUGAGCAUCCAUUUCCUGAAAUGAUAUGGAGCUUUUGA